Triticum dicoccoides is the source of this 1148-nucleotide messenger RNA. RefSeq lists its product as uncharacterized. The transcript is spliced from 2 exons. Bases 579 to 914 code for a protein of 111 amino acids. NCBI's taxonomy places the organism in Eukaryota, Viridiplantae, Streptophyta, Magnoliopsida, Poales, Poaceae. The record is from RefSeq and is a predicted model, not a curated record.
CAUUUGAAUUCCACCCGCUGUCCUCCCGUCGUCUUAUCCAUUCCUCCUGCGACAGCGAUGGCGGCUUCGCCCAUUUCGUUGUGCACCGGCGACGGCCGCCGUCGUGCCUCGCGCGGGAGGACGGAGGGCGCUCGCCGGGAGGAUGGAGGACGGCGCAGCGAGGCGGGGCAGUGGUGGUGGCGUGUGCGGCGGAGACGGCGCAGUAAGGCCGGGCAGUGGCGGUGGUUGACCGGCCAUCAUGCCUCGCGCGGGAAGAUGGAUGACACUCGCCGGGGCGUGUGCGGCGGAAACGGCUUCUACCGCGCAUCGAGGUGGAGCAGCAGAGGACGGGAAGGCAAGGAGGCAAGGUGGGUACGCUGUGCACCAGGGCCGCCUUCGUCCUCCACCUCCUCCAAAAGCGCGCGCUCGUCGCGGGCGCUAGCGGUGGCGUGGCGGUUCUCGCCCGCGGGUGCGUAGGUGCGCGGGGGCGUCGGGGAUCGAGGGAGCUCUCCUCCCUAGCAGCUGGAGGCGCUCGAGAUCGAGCGAGUGGGCGAGGGGAUCGGGGCCCCUGGUGGCUGCCUGCUUGGCGAUUGCCCGAGAUGCUGCUCGGGCGUGGGCUGGCCGACUCGAUCUCCUCGACCGAGGGCCCCGUGCUCGUCAGCGCCUGCCCCAUCGCGCACGACUUCUCUGAUCCAGCGCCAAAUUCCGAGGACCAUGCGGAGCUCGACCUGGACGCACUCCACCUAAUGGGAGGGCAGCACCAAGAACGGCAACGGCAGUAUGGGCUUGCUGCCAGCAAGAUGGUGGAAGGAGGCAAUCCAAACUUUGCCAGUGAAGUUCCAGUUGAGGAAAGAACAGAGAGAGGAAAGACAACAAAGGGAAUUUGGUUAAAGCAAAAAACAGUUUCGUGUAAAACUCUCCACCCAGUCUCCUAGCUCAGCUCAGCAGUUGAUUUGAGGGCGAUGUUCCGCAGGCAUUUCGGCGAAUGAGGAACCUAACUGACAAAUGGAUUAUUUUUCUGAAUCCUAUUUGUUACAUAUGAGUCGACUGUUGAUACAUGUUUGUUAGGGAUAACUUUGGCAAUAUAUCAUACAAGGAUGGUUGUGGUACUACGUAAGCAAAGCAACUCUGAUCCCUCCAACUCUCAGGUUUUUUAUUCCUCUACUUAA